Vicia faba (fava bean) is the source of this 2565-nucleotide messenger RNA. Lineage: Eukaryota; Viridiplantae; Streptophyta; Magnoliopsida; Fabales; Fabaceae. The record is from the annotation of a GenBank genome assembly.
AUGCCUACAUUUUGCUGUAAAGUCCUACAUGCCAUUGACUCUAUCACUCAAGAAGAUGUAUAUUUGACAAGAUGGAAAUCUGGAAAAAGAAGUUUGCUUAUUUUCUCUUCCCUUGUCACCCGGCACAGGAAACAUUCUGACAAGUUGAUGCUAGAUAUUAUCAAUAAUGCUCUAAACAUAGUCAAAUUUAGCAAAAACACCAGCAGACUUCCUUUCCUUUUAGAAAGAAUUCUCUCCCUAGGUUUUGAUGUAAUUUCGAAUGUGCUGGAGACUGGCCCUGGAUGGCGGUUAGUUUCCCCACAUUUUACAACUCUAUUGGAAUCUGCAAUCUUUCCAGCACUGAUACUGAAUGAGAAAGACAUGUCAGAGUGGGAAGAAGAUGCUGAUGAGUAUAUACGGAAAAAUCUCCCAUCGGAUAUUGAUGAAAUUAGUGGAUGGAGAGAGGAUUUAUUCACUGCCAGAAAAAGUGCAGUAAAUUUACUUGGUGUUAUUUCAAUGUCAAAGGGGCCACCAAUGGAGACUUCCACCAACAGUUUAUCAGCCAAACGUAAAAAGGGUCAAAAGAACAAAAGAAUCAAUCAGCGCCGUUCUAUGGGGGAGUUAUUGGUGCUUCCAUUUUUGUCCAAGUUUCCCAUUCCUUCUAAUUCCAACGUGUCUCAAAAAAAAGUCCUGAAUGAUUACUUUGGCGUACUGAUGGCAUAUGGCGGUCUGCAAGAAUUUUUGAGAGAUCAAGAAUCUGGCUUUGUGACAAUUCUCAUCCGGACACGGAUUUUGCCACUGUAUACCAUAGCUGUUUCUGUACCAUUCCUCAUUGCAAGUGCAAACUGGGUACUUGGAGAACUAGGCUCCUGUCUACCAGAGGAGAUGAGUGCUGAUGUAUAUUCUCAAUUGCUUAUGGCAUUGGUUAUGCCGGAUACGCGGGAUACUUCUUGCUAUCCUGUGCGUGUUUCUGCUGCUGGGGCAAUAACUACACUACUUGAUAAUGACUAUAUGCCCCCUGAUUUUCUACCCCUUCUGCAAGUAAUAGUUAGCAACAUUGGAAAUGAUGAGAAUGAUAGCUCCAUCUUAUUUCAGCUUCUCAGUUCUAUCAUGGAAGUUGGAGAGGAGAAAGUUUCAGUUCAUAUCCCACACAUCAUCCCAUCUCUCGUGGGUUCAGUCUCAAAAUGGUUAACUACCAAUUUGGAGCCUUGGCCUCAGGUGGUUGAGUGUGGAAUCGCUGCUCUGGCAGUUAUGGGUCAGACAUGGGAAGACUCUAGGCCAGAAGUAUCUGAUUCUGAAUCAAAUGAUUUGCAAGAAAAGUGGGCUGCGGAUCAGACGGCAAUUGGCAGAGCUUUUGCUGCACUGUUGCAGCAGGUUUGGCUAACACCUUUAUCCACACAGGAUCAACAAGACCAGAAUUAUCCGACUUCAUGCAUAGAAGAUUUGUCAACUUUGCUACGGUCUGUCAUACUCUCUAUUGAUUCAAGCCACUUGAUUCAAGAGCUGAAAGUGUCUGAGCUGCUGUCAGUUUGGGCUGAAAUGAUUGCAGAGUGGAACACAUGGGAAGAAUCAGAAGAUUUGUCAAUUUUUGAUGUGAUUAAGGAAAUCGUGAAUUUAGAUUGUUCAUACAGGCUGAAAAAUUUCCUUGUAAAAGAGGUUCCACCCCCUCCAGCUCCACCAGUGCCUGACCGUUCAAUUGUAGAAGGAAUUGGAACUUUUGUUAGGGAUGCCAUUAAGCAAUAUCCUUCUGCCAUGUAUAGAGCUUGCUCGUGUGUCCAUACAUUACUACACUGUCCAACCUACUCAAUUGAAACUGAAGGGGUAAAACAGUCAUUGGCAAUUGUUUUUAGUCGGGCAGCCUUCUCUCGCUUUGUUGAAAUUCGAAGUACACCCAAUUCACUCUGGAAGCCUCUAUUGCUUGCUAUAUCUUCAUGCUAUCUGUGUUAUCCUGAAGUUGUAGAAGGUAUUAUUGAAAAAAGUGAAGCGGGAGGUAUCAUAAUUUGGGCAUCUGCAUUGUGUCAUGUAUCCAGUAGCUCUUUUGAGGCUGCUGGUCUGACAACAGAGUCAGAGAUGAAGUUAAUUGUGUUGACACUGGCGCGGUUGAUUGAGCAAUUUCUGAAACAAGGGAAGCCGUGUCGUGAUUCAUUUCACAACUACUUAACUUCACUAAUGGAGGUAUCCAUUCAGUUGAAAGAAUUACAGGAUGAGAAAGGAGAUGAAGAAGAGGUUGAAGAUGAUGAUGAUGAUGCCGAGGAUGAGGAUAGUGACGAUGAUGACUCUGAAGAUUAUGAUGAGGACUCCGAGGUUGAAGAAUAUGAAGAAACACAAGAAGAAUUUCUUGAAAGGUAUGCUAAAGCUGCUGUGGCACUGGAAGAUGAUUUAGUUAUUGAAGAGGGGGAUGUUGAAGAUGAAGAACUAGAUAUGGAAUUAGGUCAAUUACUUGAUGUUGAUGAGCAAAAAGUUGUAUUGUCCUUGAUAGACAAAUACCAUCAUGUGCUAAUACAAGGACAAGGUUUGCCCUCGCAGGUCAUCGCGAGUUUUCUGAAUGCCUUCCCCGAGUAUGGUUUGUAUUUCCAGCAAAACUGA